CUUUCAUACCCGGUCUCUCCCUCACCCAUGAAGAUCUGCCAUCCAAGUCCCGACUGGAUUUUGCACGCCUUGGGUUCUUGGUCCAGCCGCAGGUCAAAGGUACUCUGGAAUUGGUAAACUUCUUAGCAAUAAACCUUUUCCUAUUUUCACUGUACCUUUGAGACCACUUCCCGUAAGCAGUCUAGAGCCUUGUCUGGAAUCAUGCCUCUGUCAGGAACACCAGCCCCACCGUCCAAGAGGAAAAGGCUCUCCAAGAUCAUCACUGACCUGUCACACGUAACCCAAGAUGAGUAUGAAUCAGAGCCCAAUGCCUCAGAAUUUGACUUGGGGAAAAAGAUCAGGGCACCCAAGGAUAUCAUGCUGGAGGAACUAUCCCUAAUGAAGAACAAAGGCUCUAAGAUGUUCAAGAUGAGGCAGCUGCGUGUGGCCAAGUUCAUCUAUGAGAACAAUCCUGACUUCUUCAGUAGUGAGUCCAUGGAUAACCUCCAAAAGUUCAUGCCCAGUCUUGGGGGCCAGAUGUUGGUGGAUGUUGGUGGCCACGUGAUUGGUGGGCAGAUGGCUGGCCAGGCUGGUGGGGCCAGCCUAGCACCAGUGCCUCCUACUAAACCCGGAAGCUAUGGAAAGGGAGCAGUGGGUGGGCUGCAAGCAGGUGGGCUCACUGGUGGAGCUGGAGGUGCCGGAGUGGCAGGAGGAGCAGGGGGGAAGGAUGGUGUGUCAGGAGAUGCCUCACGGAGUGAGGAACAUUCUAAGGCUGCUUUGGAAAAAGGAAAAAAGAGGGCUGCAUAUGAGAAUACAUACGUUUCCCCUUGGGAACGGGCUAUGAAGGGCAAUGAAGAACUUGUAGCCACAAUGAAGGCUCAAAUGCCAGUACCCUGCUCUCAAAAAGAGCUGCGUAAAUAUAAGUGCUUCAACAGGAGUGCUCUGCCUUAUGGGGGUUUUGAGAAGGCCUCACAGCUGAUGACCUUCCAGCUGCCAGACAUCGAGGUGGCCACAGAGGAGCCUGAACCUGCAGUGGUGUACCAUCAUGAUAUCGGUUCACGACCCUCCUUCAACCGCACACCUAUCGGCUGGGGGGGCAGUGGUGAACCAGGCAGCUUUCACAUGGAGUUGGAUACUAUACCAUUCGAUGGCGAGACUGACGACCUGUGAAUCUACCUGUGCACACAGUCACAAUGCAACAAUCCAUCAGGAGAUUGGCAAACCUCUCUCACUGUACAUGUAACUUUGAAUCUAAAUCUGCCUCUGAAUGUGAGCUUUAAACAAAAACAAAAAAAGAUAUACGCAUGCAUUGGUGGAGGAUUUUUAUUUAUUUAUUUAUUUUUUGCAUGAAGAAUACCAGUUUAAAUGAAGGUGUCAGGUGGAGAAUGAAGUUUUGAUUCGCUUGUUAUGUUGCCAGCAUGUUGCACUUUAGAAGGGAACAAAUGAGCAUGAUGUCCCUUCAGCAACAAUGUCAUGUUAGCACUUGCAGUGAUGGACUUCUUUUUUCUUUCACUUAUCUCCCAUUAAGUCCCAAUUUAGCAUUUCAUUUUAGUGUCAUUUACAGGAGUAAAUGCUAACUAAAGUCAUGAUCAUCAUGCAUUUAUGAUUAUAAUGUUGUGGAACAUCUUACACAAUACUGUUGUUUCUGCUAUAGUAAAUUACUAUUAUUACAAGUAACAUGAGCGCAUUAUGCAUAUUAAUAUACUAAUCAUAUCCAUGUCUUCACAAACAUUAAUGCAAAAAUUCAAAAAUAAAAAUUCUAAACUACUGUCGGCACACCGCUACAUGGCCAUUCUUUAAUAAAUAAUUGAUAACUUC
Messenger RNA from Carassius gibelio (silver crucian carp), 1797 nucleotides. RefSeq names its product myozenin-1-like. Gene Ontology annotation, cellular component: actin cytoskeleton; Z disc. Gene Ontology annotation, molecular function: FATZ binding; telethonin binding; actin binding. The transcript is spliced from 6 exons. NCBI's taxonomy places the organism in Eukaryota, Metazoa, Chordata, Actinopteri, Cypriniformes, Cyprinidae. The record is from RefSeq and is a predicted model, not a curated record. The coding region runs from base 202 to 1149 and encodes 315 amino acids.